UUUGAAGUGGGGCACAUGUAUUUAACAUUGUUUAUUGCUAUCUUGGCUAUCGCUCGAUUAUUUCUUCCUCUGCACCAUCGAUAUGGAGAAAUAGUGGAACGGUUUCUGCUUUAUUUUCAUCUUAUACAUUUCAAACAUAAGGGCAGCUACUACUUUAAGAUAUAUGAGAAGCUAGAAUUGCUAUCCCACCGCGCUGUAACAAUAACACUGGCGUUGUCGAUGAUCUGUGCAGUCGCGUUCAACAUGAUGCCCAUCAUCAACAACAUCAGUAGCGGGGCAUACACGGAUGACAACACAACUGUCGAGUUGUCCGUCUACUUCUCUUACCCAGGGUUUGACCCAGUGGAACACUAUAAAUUUGUCACAGUCUUCAACUUCUACGUAGUGUUCGGAUGCGCCAUUUUAGUUGGUGCUAUAGACCUACUCAUUUCGUUAUUCGUUAUUCAAAUAAUCGGCCAUAUUGAAGUGCUUAAUAAUAGUCUACUGACCUUUCCUAAGCCCAAGAACCCCACAGAUAUGGUAAACGCACGCAAUGAAAGAACAAACCAGAAUGUGGUUUGCGCCAACGUAAUAUCACCAAUGUUCACAGCGACAGAAAAUCUUAUAAUUAAGGAAAAAAUAAAAGAGUGUGUUCAACAUCAUCUAUUAAUUGUAAGUUUUACAGAUGACGUGUCGACGUUUUUCGGGCCGGUGUUAGCUAUUUAUUUUCUCUUUCACCAAGUAUCAGGAUGUAUAAUGCUCCUUGAAUUAUCAGCAGGUGGCGCCGAUGCUCUAACCAAAUAUGGCCCCCUUACAGUGACAAUUUUUGGGCAGCUCAUAAUUAUAUCAACCAUUUUCGAGAUAGUUAACACCAAGAGCGAGGUUCUUGCGACGACAGCAUAUUUAAUUCCGUGGGAAAGCAUGAACGUGUCGAACCGACGCUCUGCGUGCAUGCUGCUGCGCCGCUUGCAGCAGCCCAUCGCCGUGCGCGCGCUCGGCGUCACCGCCGUCAACGUGCAGACCAUGAGCACGAUUUUAAAGACGUCCUUCAGUUACUUCACCUUCCUCAAGACCUUGAAUGACUAAAUAACAACCACCUUGAGCCAGCACCGGCUUGAACCAUGGCCACCAGAGCUUGCCUAAA
Leguminivora glycinivorella is the source of this 1123-nucleotide messenger RNA. Its product is annotated as odorant receptor 13a-like. Gene Ontology annotation, cellular component: plasma membrane. Gene Ontology annotation, molecular function: olfactory receptor activity; odorant binding. The transcript has 7 exons. The record is from RefSeq and is a predicted model, not a curated record. NCBI's taxonomy places the organism in Eukaryota, Metazoa, Arthropoda, Insecta, Lepidoptera, Tortricidae. Gene Ontology annotation, biological process: detection of chemical stimulus involved in sensory perception of smell; sensory perception of smell. The coding region runs from base 16 to 1065 and encodes 349 amino acids.